AUGCCGUUGGGACACUCUGCAGGGAGCACCCGCUCGGAGGAUGGAAGCGAGGCUUUCCUGGAAGGAAUGGUGGAUUGGGAGCUGAGCAGACUACAGCGGCAAUGCAAAGUGAUGGAGGGAGAGAGGCGGGCUUACAGCAAGGAAGUCCACCAGCGCAUCAACAAGCAACUUGAGGAGAUCCAGCGCCUGGAGGGGUUGCGAGAUAAACUUAAGGUGCAGAUCAGCGUCGCCCAGAGCCAGGUCAAGCGGCUGCGGGACAGUGAGAGGCUGGAGAACAUGGGCCAGCUGCUCAAGUGCCGGCUCCAGGUACAGGCCGAGGUCAAGGAGCUACAGGAGCAGACCAGAGCCCUGGACAAGCAGAUCCAGGAGUGGGAGACCCGGAUCUUUGCCCAUAGUAAGGAUGUCAGGGCCCCAGGACUCAUCCUGGAUCAGAAAGUCAAGAUCCGGCAAAGGAUCAAGAUCCUAGAAGACCAGUUGGACAGGGUCACGUGUCGCUUUGACAUCCAGCUGGUGCGGAAUGCGGCGCUGAGGGAGGAACUGGAUCUCCUGCGCAUUGAGAGGAGCCGCUACCUGAACGUGGACCACAAGCUGCAGAAGGAAAUCGAGCUUCUGCGACACAUGGUCAGCUCCCUAAUGGUCUCCUCGGCAGCUGCCUACACUGUCAGGGAGGAGGCAAAGAGCAAGAUAGGCUUGCUGCAGGAGAGGGCGGAGAAGGAGGUGGCCCAGAACGACUCGGAGGUGCAGAUCCUGCAACGGCAGAUCGCGCACCUGGAGCAGCUACACCGCUUCCUCAAGCUCAAGAACAACGAUCGGCUGCCCGACCCCGCGGUCGUAGAGAAGCGCGAGAAACGCGCCCGCGAGGUGGCCGAGGGCCUCCGGAAGACUUCCCAGGAGAAGCUGGUGAUGCGCUGUGAGGACGCCAUGAACAAACUGUCCCAGCUGACAGGGGAACGCGACCCGGACAUGCUGGUGGAGAAGUACCUGGAGAUGGAGGAGCGCAACUUCGCGGAGUUCACCUUCAUCAACGAGCAGAACUCGGAGCUGGAGCAUCUGCAGGAGGAGAUCAAGGAGAUGCAGGAGGCCUUGGCGAGCACGCGCACCAGCGAGGAUGACGUGCGCGCGCAGCAAGAGCAGCGGCGGAGGGACUUGCAGCAGCGAGCGGACGAGGUGCACGGCGAGGCCGUCCGGGUGGAGGCCAGCUUCCAGGACCUUCGGGGGCAGCUGGAGAAGCUCAAGGCGGACAUCCAGCAGCUCUUCACCAGGGCCCAGUGUGACAACACCAUCAUCAAGGACCUCCUGGGGGUCAAGACCCACAUGCGAGACCGGGACAUUGGCCUCUUCCUGGGCCUCAUCGAGAAGCGGCUGGUCGAGCUCCUGUCCGUGCAGGCCUACCUAGAUUUUCAGAACUACACCUCCCCGAGCUGGGUUAACACUGCCCUCCUGGUUCUGGGCCAGAGCCCUGAGGAUCUUCCAAAGAAGAUGGCCCUGCCUCAGCUCCCUGAGAACCAGGAGGACACCCCAGGCUUUGAGGCCAAAGAUGACGCUCCAAUGAGCGAGGAAGAGCUCCGGAGCCAAGUGACAAAGCUGCUGGAGGCUCGGGAGCUGGCUGAGGCCAUGAAGAAGGUCGAUAGCACCCCGAGCGUCCCCGGCCUCUCCAGUACCCAGAGGGUCACCUCCGGCUCACCCUCGGUGAUCGCCAAGAACCCCAGUAUCAUCCCUGGGUCCAUCCUGAGCCAGAGGACUAGUGGCAUCCUGGUGUCCAGUGGAGGCCAUGCCACUGGUUCCAAUGUCGGCCGUGUCACCUUUGGUGACCCCGGCUCCAGCACAGGCCACGUGACCUUUGGUUCCAUCAGCGCCAUGGGAGCACCGCUCUCCAGCUGGGGCUCAACGGGGGGCCGUGUGACCUUCAGAACCCCCAGCUCUAGUAGCUACCUGGGGUCCACUGGAUACGUGGGGUCCAGCGGCGUCCACGAAAGCCAUGCAGGUGCGGAGAGCAGAGGCAUGGGGUCAGAAUCAAGUGGAGGCCUCGGGUCCAGCAGAGGCCAAGUCUCGAGCCCUGACCCCACCUCCAGCACCAACAGGGGCUCCACCACCAGCAAAGACUAGGGCGCCCACCCUGCC
Molecule: messenger RNA, 2121 nt
Organism: Neomonachus schauinslandi (Hawaiian monk seal)
Lineage: Eukaryota; Metazoa; Chordata; Mammalia; Carnivora; Phocidae
Gene: ODAD1
Product: outer dynein arm docking complex subunit 1
Exons: 14
Coding region: 1-2106 (701 amino acids)
Biological process (GO): outer dynein arm assembly; cilium movement
Cellular component (GO): axoneme
Source: RefSeq, a predicted model, not a curated record